Molecule: messenger RNA, 324 nt
Organism: Staurois parvus
Lineage: Eukaryota; Metazoa; Chordata; Amphibia; Anura; Ranidae
Source: the annotation of a GenBank genome assembly
CGGUGCACGCCAGUCUUGCCAGUUGACUCGAUGCCCGCUGUUCCGCCAGUUGGACUCGGUUGCCGCAGUCUUGCCAGACGACUCGAGAUCGGAGCCCGCCAGUCUUGCCAGAUGACUCGGUGCCCACUGUCGUGCCUGGUGACUCGGUGCCCGCCGACUGCUUCGUCUGGGGGCCCGAGACCUGUUGCUUCGCUCCACCUGGGGGCCCGAGACCUGUCGCUCCACCUGGGGGUCCGGCGCCCGCCGCUCCGCCUGAGGGCCCGAGACCUGUCGCUCCGCCUGGGGGCCCGAGACCUGUCGCUCUCCACCUGGGGGUCCGGCGCC